AUGGUACUUAGAAACAGUUAUCAAAAUUUAAUGGAAGAAACAUUGAAAAAUCCGCCUGGAACUUUAACACUUCCAUCAUGUAAGCCAAGCUUCUUAAAACUUGAGUACAGUGAAAACAACAAUUCCAGUGAUGUACACACCAAAACACCGUCCAUAUUACCCUUUGCUUGUAGUGAAGAGUUUGCAGCACAUAUUAAAAGUUGGAGAAGAUUAUCAGCUCCUGAAAGUCCCUAUAAACCAAUAUAUGAAAUUGACUUUGACAUAAAAGGUAGCCACUUUUCUUUUAAACCAGGUGAUACUAUUGGCCUAACACCUCAGAAUAAUGAAUUUGAAGUGGAAAGUGUUAUAAACCACCUGGAUCUUCAAUCUCUUGUAAAUUGUAAAUAUUACUUGAGUAUAAAGGAAGGACUAAAAGGUAAAGUGCCAGGCCAUAUACCUCUCAACUCAAGUAUAAAAUAUGUCCUUACACAUUGUGUAGACCUAAGAGGGGUUAUUAAGAAGCUUUUCAUUCUCACUCUAUCACAAUAUACUGCAGAAGAUUCAGAGAGGAAUAUACUUAAAUACCUUUGCAGUAAAGAGGGUUCUGCCAUUUACACAUCACAUGUUUUGUAUAAAAAUAUGAGUAUCGUAGACCUAUUUAACACAUUUACCUCUUGCAAGCCGCCAAUAGAGGUGUUAUUUGAACACUUACCGCGCUUACUGCCGAGGCCUUAUUCCAUAGUGAACAGUCAUAAUGUUGAGCCCGAUAUUAUAAGAAUAUGUUUCUCUGUUAUAAAUAUUGAGAGUAAUAAGAAAGGUCUUACAACUGGAUGGCUCGAGAAGUUACUUUUAAAUGACACUAUUGAGGAUAAACUAAAUAACCUAAAACUAAAUGGCACUUCAGAAACUCCUAGAAUACCUAUUUUUUUGCGACAAAAUGUAAACAAUUUUACUUUACCCUAUGAUUUAAAAAUACCAAUAAUAAUGAUUGGUGUUGGGUCAGGAAUAUCGCCCUAUAUUGGUUUUCUACAAGAAAGAGGCUAUUUGAAACAGAAUUUAAAUUUAGAUAUAGGAUUCUCAUGGCUAUUUGUCGGCUGUCGAAAUCCUGCAUUGGACUUCAUAUAUGAUAAAGAAUUAGGAGAAUUCUUAAAAGACGGUGUUUUAAGCAAGUUAAGCACAGCUUUUUCCAAAUCAGAUGUUACUGAACAUAAAUAUGUGCAGGAUGCCAUAAUACAAGAUGGAGCGGAGGUGGCUAAACUUAUAAAAGAAGGAGCCACUGUAUACAUUUGUGGUGAUGUAAAAACAAUGGUUGCCACAGUAAAGGACACAUUAGUUAAAUGCGUUGCUAAAUACCAUAGCAUUACAGAACAGAAUGCAGAAAAUCUUUUAUCUGAUAUGCAAAAAGGAAAAAGAUUACUUGUUGAUUUAUGGACUUAA
Molecule: messenger RNA, 1416 nt
Organism: Leptosia nina
Lineage: Eukaryota; Metazoa; Arthropoda; Insecta; Lepidoptera; Pieridae
Source: the annotation of a GenBank genome assembly